Hyla sarda is the source of this 3532-nucleotide messenger RNA. RefSeq names its product zinc finger protein ZFP2-like. NCBI's taxonomy places the organism in Eukaryota, Metazoa, Chordata, Amphibia, Anura, Hylidae. The coding region runs from base 124 to 3045 and encodes 973 amino acids. The transcript is spliced from 9 exons. The record is from RefSeq and is a predicted model, not a curated record.
CCAUCAUCACAUGACCAUCAUCACAUGACCAUCAUCACAGGUCCUUGACUCUUGUCCUGUAGCAGAUACAGUUUUGCGGAGCUGUUGUCUCUCUUGUUCUCUCUGUUAUCAGCCGGCAGUCAGAUGCCCAUUUUCCCCGCUGCCCCCAGGAUGUCCCCGGACAGGACUGAUGUGACUACAGGACUAUUACACAUCACCCUGGAGAUCAUCCGCCUGCUGACCGGAGAGAAUUACACAAUAGUGAAGAAGACAUCAAGGGAGUCCAGAGGAUGGAGCAGGGGCCCGAACCCCAUCACAGACCCUCCACCUCACUCCAUGAUACAUGAGAGGAACAAUAAGAAGAUCCUAGAACUCAUCAACAAGAUGAUGGAGCUGCUGAUUAGAGAGGUUCCUAUAAGGUGUCAGGAUGUGGCGGUCUAUUUCUCCAUGGAGGAGUUGGAGUAUGUAGAAGGACACACGGAUCUGUACAGGGAAGCCAAGAUGGAGGAUCACCAACCUCUUAUAUCACCAGAUGGCUCUGGUAGGAGAAAUCUACGUAAGAAACGUUCCGGUCCUCAGUAUUCACAGGACUGUACAGAGGAGAAGCACAAUGUCCCAAAAGGUCCUGAGGGUGAAGAUCUGUCUAAUAAUAAUAAUGUAAAGCUUGAGGGAGAAGAAGAGGCUGUGAGGGGAGAGGAGCCCUGUAUUAAAGAAGAGGAGGAGGAAAUUCCAAUAGAUGCCACCAUAGAUAGAUCCAGUAGAAGUCCACCAGAGAGAAGUCCCAGUCCUCCGAAUUCCCAGGACAGUCCAGAGGAAAAGCACAAUGUCCCAGAAGAUCAUCAGGGUGAAGAUCUGUCUAAUAAUAAGGCAGAGGAUAAAGGAGAAGAAGAGGCGGUGAGGGGAGAGGAGCCCUGUAUUAAAGAGGAGGAGGAGGAAAUUGCAAUAGAUGCCACCAUAGAAAAUAACUGUGAGGGGAACUUCGUGUUAUUACAAAAAAAUGGCGAAGAAGAUGAAGAGAUCAUUGAGCGCUCCUCAGGAGAAGACCUCCUUACCCCUAAUGUCCAUCCAGAUCUAUCACAUAAUAAUCCCCCUGAUCAUGGGGAAUUCUCUGAACGAAUUCACACAGGAGAGAAGCCAUAUUCUUGUUCAGAAUGUGGAAAAUGUUUUACUAAAAAUUCAAAGCUUGUUAAACAUAAGAAAGGUCACAGAGUACAGAAGCUACAUUCAUGUUCAGAAUGUGGGAAAUGUUUCGCAUAUAAAUCAGAUUUUGUUAGACAUGAGAGAAUUCACACAGGAGAAAAGCCGUAUUCGUGUUCAGAAUGUGGAAAAUGUUUUGCAUAUCAAUCAAAUCUUGUUAGACAUGAGAAAAGUCACACAGGAGAGAAGCCACAUUCAUGUUCAGAAAAUCCCAGUAAGAAUUCUGAGGAAAACGUCAUGUUAUCUGUGAGUGAUAAAGAAGAUGGAGGGAUCAUAGAGCGCUCCUCAGUAGAAGAUGGUGGGAUCAUGGAGCGCUCCUCAGGAGAAGAUGGAGGGAUCAUGGAGCGCUCCUCAGGAGAAGAUGGAGGGAUCAUGGAGCGCUCCUCAGGAGAAGAUGGAGGGAUCAUGGAGCGCUCCUCAGGAGAAGAUGGAGAGAUCAUGAAGCGCUCCUCAGGAGAAGAUGGAGGGAUCAUUGAGCGCUCCUCAGGAGAAAACCUCCUUACCCCUAAUGUCCAUCCAGAUCUAUCACAUAAUUAUCCCCCUGAUCAUGGGGAAUUCUCUGAAAGAAUUCACACACGAGAGAAGCCAUAUUCUUGUUCAGAAUGUGGAAAAUGUUUUACUAAAAAUUCAAAGCUUGUUAAACAUAAGAAAGGUCACAGAGUACAUUCAUGUUCAGAAUGUGGGAAAUGUUUUGCAUAUAAAUCAGAUUUUGUUAGACAUGAGAGAAUUCACACAGGAGAAAAGCCAUAUUCAUGUUCAGAAUGUGGGAAAUGUUUUGCAUAUCAAUCACAUCUUGUUAGACAUGGGAAAAGUCACACAGGAGAGAAGCCACAUUCAUGUUCAGAAAGUCCCAGUAAGAAUUCUGAGGGAAACGUCAUGUUAUCUCUGAGUGAUAAAGGAGAAGAUGGAGGGAUCAUGGAGCGCUCCUCAGGAGAAGAUGGAGGGAUCAUGGAGCGCUCCUCAGGAGAAGAUGGAGGGAUCAUGGAGCGCUUCUCAGGAGAAGAUGGAGAGAUCAUGGAGCGCUCCUCAGGACAAGAUGGAGAGAUCAUGGAGCGCUCCUCAGGAGAAGAUGGAGAGAUUAUGGAGCGCUCCUCAGGAGAAAAUGGAGGGAUCAUGGAGCGCUCCUCAGGAGAAGAUGGAGGGAUCAUGGAGCGCUCCUCAGGAGAAGACCUCCUUACCCCUAAUGUCCAUCCAGAUCGAUCAUAUAAUAAUCCCCCUGAUCAUGGGGAACCUUCUCCUGACCGACCACACAUUGUCACCUCAAGGAUGGGUCAGAAAGGGGAGAAAAGCUUUGAAUGUAGUGAAUGUGGUAAACAGUUUAUAACGAGUUCAGGUCUUUUUACGCACAGAAGGAUUCACACAGUGGAGAAGAGAUUCACCUGUUCAGUAUGUGAGAAAUGUUUUCGUGAUAAAUCAACUAUUGUUAGACAUCAGAGAAGUCACACAGGAGAGAAGCUGUAUUCAUGUUCAGAAUGUGGGAAAUCCUUUACAUCGAAGUCAAAGCUUGAUAGACACAAAAGCAGUCACACAAGGGAGAAGCCAUAUUCCUGCUCAGAAUGUGGAACGCUCAUUAGAUACAAGUCAAGUCUUGUUAGACAUAUGAAAACUCACGCAAGAGAGAAACCGUAUUCAAGGCCAGAGCAUUUGAAAUGCUUUUCACAAGAAUCGUCACACAAGAGAAGUCACACAGGAGAGAAGCCAUACUCAUGUUCACAAUGUGGUAAAUGUGUUAGAAAUGAAUCACAUCUUGUUGAACAUGAAAAAUUUCACACGGUAGGUAAGCCAUAUUCAUGUCCACAGUGUAGAAAGCGCUUUACACAUAAAUCAAGUCUUGUAAGACAUGAGAGAAUUCACACAGGGCUGAAGUAGGAUAAACGGUCAGAAUGUGGGAAAUGUUUGCAUAAAAAAAUUCAAAUCUGGUUACUCAGAGGAGAAGUCACACAGGAGAGAAGCCAUAUUCAUGUUGAGAAUGUGGGAAAUGUUUGCAUGAACAUUCACAUAGAGAAAUUAAAUUGUAUAAGAGCAUAAAAAAAAUGGCCAAUAAAUCAUUACUGUUACUAAAAGGGGUAUUCUAGCCUUGCUGUGGAGAGGGGCGGGGACAACAAAAACAGACAGAUUAACCUAGCCCUGGUCCCCCAAUCUUCUUCCUGCUUCUGAAGUGUGCACUAGGAGAAGGACCUGCCGCACUGUUGUCCCGUCUCGGCCAGUCAUUGGCUGAAGUGGCAGGUCCUUCUCCGAGUGCUUGUCUUGGAAGGAGGCAAAAGAUUAGGGAACCGGAUGGAAGCUAAGAGGCGCUGCAGAGGACCCCCCCAGCCGCAUGUGAUUUUUCUUUAUAAAGGGCUGGAAUACUGCUUUA